This is a messenger RNA of Thecamonas trahens ATCC 50062, 1053 nucleotides long. RefSeq lists its product as uncharacterized. Lineage: Eukaryota; Apusomonadida; Apusomonadidae. The coding region runs from base 1 to 1053 and encodes 350 amino acids. The record is from RefSeq and is a predicted model, not a curated record. The transcript is spliced from 3 exons.
AUGAACGCACACCGUGGACGUGGCGGCCUGCCAGGGCCGGUGGUUGUGGCGGCAUGUGCUGAGCGCGGGGCGUUUGGGCGUGCGCUGGCCAAGCAGAAGCGGCUGAAGGUGCGGACGGGCGCGGUGGAGGCGCCGCUGCAGGCAGUGGUGGCCGGCACGGGCGUGUUGAUGGUGCUGGAGGGUGCGGUGGUGCUGGGCGGGGCGGAGGCGCUGGCAGAGACAGUGGCUAAUGCGGACGCUGCACGCGGCUCGCAGCUGCAGCAUGCGCUGGUCUUGGUGGAGCGGACGGUGGCGACGCUCGAGCCUGUCCGCGCGGCGCAGGUUGCCGCCGUCGCAGACUUUCCGGCCGUCCGGGUGGUCCCGGUCACAGGCAUCGACCAGGCAGCAAUGCUAGUGAGCCAGAUGUGGUACGGAGCACAGGCAGAAGCGCGUGCGGCUGCAUCGGCCUCGUCGACAUCGUCGAAUGCGGCGUCGGGCGCCGCUGCUCUGGUGCCCAUCGACGACGCGCUCCGCCGGGAGGCUUUGGUGGCGCACCUUGCUGCGAGCGUGUCGCGGCUGACACCGAUGGUUGCGCGUGAGCUGCUGACUGCGUUUGGCAGCCUGGAUGCUGUGGCUGCUGCGUCACCAGCUGAGAUGACCGCCACGGUGCGGUCGCUGGGCGACGCUGUGGCCGCCCGCAUUGCGGCUCUUUUCGACUCGCCACUCACAGAUUCAAGUUGGCGUGCCACCUCUUGCGCGGCCACGCCGACCGGCAAGCUCGCCCGUCGCAAGAAGAUCGACAACGUCCUCGCGCUUUCCCGUCCGGCCGCUUUGUUUAACUCUGUGAUGCUCAACUCCCCGCUCCGCACCGUCCGCGCCCGCCGCUCCUCCGGAUCGGCGCCGUACGGCACCUCGCGCGCCUCGCACAUGCUCCCAGGCGUCCGUCACCGCGGCGGCAACUCUGGCAUCUGUUGGGCGGGGGUCUACGUGUCGGCCGCCGUCACGCAUCUGCCGCGCCUCCCACCUCAAGCCGCAGGCCAAGCAGGCGUCACGCAGCGUCGGCCGGUGACCUGA